GUGAUCGUCGAGCCGUCGUCUUUGCAGGCAGCGGCGGCGCGUUCGCGGAAGCGCUCUCCUCGUGGGGCUUUGAAGGGCACGGAGAAAGGCACGGGACGCGGGCGUGCGGGCGCUGCUGCAGUGUGCGGCUCUAGACGCUGGCGUUGCCGAGAGAUGUAGGCUUCCUGGCGGCUCCGUCGCCCGCUCCGCUGCGCUCCGAACCCACCUGCUCCUCCCCUCGUCCGUCAUCGCCCCGCCGAGGACCGAGGGCGCCGGGAUGCCGAUGGUUUCACCGGCGGGCGACCGGCAGUGAAAGUUCGCCGUUUGUUUAUCAGCGUCUCGUCGAGACCGCUGGUUUAUUUUGUAAACUCGCGUCCUCUGCGGAGGCGGAUCGACUCCAGCAUCUGCAGAAAACCAUCCAAUCAAGACCCAACCGCUGUUAAAAGCCUCCGCACAGAGGAGCCAACGCAGGAAUCUCAAGACAUGGACGAAGAAAAUCAGAGCCAAAGCCAAACACAUGAAUCCAACCAAAGCAGGGUCACAGAAGCUUUACAGACGAGUCCUGCUCCUGCUCCUGCUCCCGACAGAGUGUCCCAACCUGCAGAUGCUGUCACCGAAUCUCCCCUCAGGCCUCGACGGCCUCAGAGAAGUGCCAGGGUGGAGGGCUCCGUGGACGUCACCGAGCCCAAAGCCGAGUCCGGGCCGGCGCCCGACCAGGACCAGACCUCCACCGAUGGCGCUGCAGCGAGUCGUCCCAAGCCCUACCGCCCUGCGGCCGUGAAGGCCGCAGCAGAGGCCACAGGACCCAGCGUCAAGGCCGGGCCCAAAGGUCCAGUUAGAGCGGCUUCGGUGCCCCACCCGCCUGCCAGCAGGCCCGUGCCUCCUCACCUGAACCCCCACGCACAGAGGGCCCUGUCUGUGGCAGGUACAGCCGACACCCAGGCCCAGACGAUGGAGGACUUCAGGCUGCACAUCAUCACUUGGAACGUGGGUUCCGCCACGCCGCCGGAUGACAUCACCUCCUUGCUGGGGCUGAAUGUGGGUGAUGGAAACACAGACAUGUACAUCAUCGGGCUGCAAGAAGUGAACUCAAUGAUUAACAAAAGGCUGAAAGAUGUGCUCUUCACAGACCAGUGGAGCGAGGUCUGCAUGGAGAGGCUGAGCCCCUUCGGUUAUGUGCUGGUGACUUCCCAGCGAAUGCAGGGGUUGCUAUUGCUGGUCUUCACCAAGUAUUUCCACCUGCCCUUCCUCCGGGGAAUUCAGACGGAGACCACCCGCACUGGCCUGGGAGGUUACUGGGGGAAUAAAGGGGGAGUGAGUGCCCGCAUGUCAGUGUUCGGUCACACCAUCUGCUUCCUCAACUGCCACCUUCCGGCUCACAUGGAAAACUCUGAUCAGCGCAUGGAAGACUUCGAGAGCAUCCUGCAGCAGCAGCAGUUCGAGGGCCAGGCGGCCACAGGGGUUCUGGACCACGAUGUGGUUUUCUGGUUUGGGGAUCUCAACUUUCGCAUUGAUGACCUGGAUAUGCAAGUGGUGAAAUCAGCCAUCGAUAACAACAAGUUUUCUGUGCUGUGGGAAAAGGACCAGUUGAAUUUGGCCAAAAACAGUGAGACGGUGCUGGAGGGAUUUCAAGAGGGGCCGCUGAAAUUCUCUCCUACCUACAAGUUUGACAUCGGAACAAAUACGUACGACACAAGUGGAAAGAAGCGUAAACCGGCUUGGACGGACCGGAUUCUGUGGCGCCUGCGAGCCCCGGCGGCCGCCGCCGACGCCGUCAACGCGGGGAAGCGUGGCUCCAUUUCAGGGCUGACCAGCGGGCCCACAGUGACGCAGCACUGCUACCGCAGCCACACGGAGUACCUCGUCAGUGACCACAAGCCGGUCUACUCCAUCUUCACCCUGCAGUUCCCGUACAAGGUGGAUGUUCCCCUGGUCACGCUCAUGGUGGCUGAUGAGUGGAACAGCAUCGCUGAUGCCACAGUCAAGUUCAAACUGGCCCCCAGCUACUCACGCAGCUCCUGGGACUGGAUUGGCUUGUACAAGGUGGGAUUUAAACAUUAUAAGGACUAUGUCGGAUAUGUGUGGGCAAAGCAAGAGGAAGCUGAUUUCCAUCGACAAGAACAUGAGGCAACCUUUACUGAAGAGGAGUUGCCCAAAGGCUCAGGGGACUUCAUCCUGGGUUUCUAUAGCAACAAUAUGAGCAGCAUUGUGGGUGUAACAGAGCCGUUUCAGAUUCAGCUUCCCACUUCAGGCCUCAACACCAGUUCUUCAGACAGCUCUGAUUUUAGUUCUGAGGACGAAAGCACUGUCCACGUGAAGACAAGGGCCCGCAGUCCCAGUCCGCAUGAAGGGAAGCAACGCAGGGGGCGGCGCGGCAGCCGCAGCCGCUCCGGCAGCCCCGCGCACGUCAAAGUUAAAGGGCCCGGUGCCACUGGUGGUUCUCCGUCCAGCAGCACAGCAGCAGACGAGUCCCCACGACGUCCAGCAGAGGGCAGCAGCAGCCAGGCAUCGACUCCAGGGGAGAAAGACAAAAGCGUGGAGGAUUCAGGAGUGUGAUGCAAUACCAAGUAUUGGUUUUGUCACAGGCCACAUCGUCUACCGUUGAGUCGUUUCUUUUAUACAUUCACUGUAUUGUACGUUUUAUGUAAUGACAAGGCUCAGUUUAUGAUGCCAUCCUUUUCAGGAACAGCCGUCUGGUUUCUCCAGGAGGCGCACUUUGCCUUCACAUGUUGAUCAAUUUAUGUACGUUUUUUUAAUUUCGGAACCUUUGACUUUGUCCUAUAAAUCCUCUACUCUUGGCGACUUUGUCCAUUCUCAGGUGGGGAUAGUUCAGGGAGCUGACACCGUGCAUAUAGAAAUACUCAAGGACUUAAGGUUGCGUAGAGUAAACGGGCAUUUGCGUUUUGGUGACCAUCUCCUCUUCCCUGAAUUCUGACAGUGUUUGAAACUCUACACUUAUUUAGCAGUCAUGUCAGCAGACUGCAGAGAAGCGAAAGAAAAGCUGAGAUAAGCGAGGCGGGGGGGAAUCAGAUGUUGCUCACAAAUCAAUCACCUGGGAACUUGUGCAGUUGCUAGUUUAGAACAGAUUGGCUUAGACCACCAGAAACAUAAGGGCAUAAUAAAUUUGUAUUUCAUCAUCCAAUCAUUCACACGAUUACUUUGUGUCAAUCUAUAAUUGGAGAUGCAAUUUGAGUUGGCAGUUUGGUUCUACUCCUGUACUGUAGCUAUUCCCUGCUUUGGAAAUUGAGCGCACACAGAAAUCAUCCUCCAAUGGGACUAAAGUCUCUCUAGGGAGCAUAAACACAGAGCAGAACCAAAGUAGGUGCAGGCAGAGGUUCAGGGGCCACCAGGCCUGGCAGCGUUGCAGCACAUGUCGGUGAGUGCAGCAGCCUUUAAAUAGACUGCCAGUGGAUGGGAGGCUAGCUGUUAGCUGACACAGCAUGGAUGACGGCUUAGCUGCAAGUUGGACACUUACUCUGCUGGACCAAGUUCUCUAGUCACAACCACAGUGAUGGCUGACCCAGCGUGCACUGGUUUUACACAUUAUGUGAGUCAGUGGGCCUUAUGAUGCAUGACAGCAUAUUACAGAGACAACAACUCCAAAACACACAUAUUUUUUGUUUCGUUUUUCAUUAGUAUGAAAUGUUGGACUAUUCCCAUAAUGUUAUCAACAUGGGUGCAGGGACUUCACUGAUAUUUAAUCUGGACAUUUAGAACAAAUGUGAGCAGGGACUCUAUAUAGAGCUACAACAGGGCUUAGUAUCAUAACGUACGUAGUUUACUACACAGCUGAUGUGUUCCGUUAUUCAUAAUAAUGUAUCCAAAUAUUGAUAUUUCAAGUCAUUCAAGGACAUUGCUUUGUCCGAUUCUUUCCUUUUGGGAAAAUUUCUUCUCUUCUUUUUUUUGUAUCCUGGUUCUAUCUUACAGGUCCUGGUGAUUAGCUGACAGUGACAGUAGUCACAGUAGUUGUGUUGCUUUGUUCUUAUGUGAACAUCGAAGCACCACGUUAGACACCUUGUACUUUUGGGCUGUUAGUUUAAGACAGUGUACACUGUAGCUGUAACCUCAGCAUGUGUGUCUGCUGGUUUUUGUGUGUAUGUGUUUUUAUGUAUGUGUGCAUUUUGCGUGGUGCAGGUUUGUGUGUGUGUGUGUGCGUGUGUGUGUGUGUGUGUGCGUGCGUGCGUGUGUGCAUGGUUUGCUGCUGGACAUACUGUACAUUCCGGUACUGUGACUCUCGUGCCGUAAAGUGCUGUUUUUGACUCCUGUUUGUUAAAACCGUGCCAGUGAAACUUGUUAGAAAAUCAUAGACUUUAUAAAAAUGAAACUAACUAAAUGUUGGACAAAUUACUGUAAAUGCAGGAUAGUUUAUGCUUGAAAAAAUCUGAAGUUGUUUAAAUCACUUUAUAGUGCAGUCUGUGUGUAUUUUCUUGAUUUUGAAUCGAAGCAUUAAAUGGACCUUUGUUUAGAGCAACGUGUUUCAAAAAAAGAUAAAGAUUGUAUGAACCUUGUCCUACUUUAGGUAACUUAGGUAAAUAAAACCAAUACUAGUUCUGACCAGUGAUUAUCUAUUGUGAAAUAUUAAUGGAAAAAUGCUCCGUCUACAGAAUGUUAGUGUUUUGUAAUUCUGUGGCUAUAGAAGACAUAUAUGUGUAAAAUAUAGUAGAAUAAUAGAAGACAAUCUAUGUUGCAAAGAUUAUUUUACUUAAAGUAUGUAUUUAUUUUUUUAUUUAACUUUUGAAUGAGCCUGAAUUCUGCUGGCCAGUGAGGGAGCAUUAUUUUGGAGAAAUAUGAUACUACUAAACAGUGAUUAUUAUUUUCUUUGUAAUUGGAACAAUGAAGAGAGUUUGAGUUGCCAUUUCAGUAAAUUCAGAUCGCUUUUAAUGAUUGAAGCAUAGAUUGUUUAGUCUACAGUUGUUUGUAUACUUGUUCAUGUAAGUGGCAAAAAAUACAGCAAGCCUGUAGGAUACUGAUUGUGAGCUCAUGAGAUUGUCUCGUCAGAACUGAGUUGAGGAGGCUUUUAAGGGUUGCUUGCUUCGUCACCCCGAAACUACUGAGGAACUGUCUGAAGAAAAAAAUAUAUACUUCCCCUCGAA
Molecule: messenger RNA, 5072 nt
Organism: Betta splendens (Siamese fighting fish)
Lineage: Eukaryota; Metazoa; Chordata; Actinopteri; Anabantiformes; Osphronemidae
Gene: inpp5jb
Product: inositol polyphosphate-5-phosphatase Jb
Exons: 13
Coding region: 463-2535 (690 amino acids)
Biological process (GO): negative regulation of peptidyl-serine phosphorylation; phosphatidylinositol dephosphorylation
Cellular component (GO): plasma membrane; cytoplasm; ruffle
Molecular function (GO): phosphatidylinositol-3,4,5-trisphosphate 5-phosphatase activity; phosphatidylinositol-4,5-bisphosphate 5-phosphatase activity
Source: RefSeq, a predicted model, not a curated record